This is a messenger RNA of Lutra lutra (Eurasian river otter), 2405 nucleotides long. Its product is annotated as vitamin D 25-hydroxylase. Gene Ontology annotation, cellular component: intracellular membrane-bounded organelle; cytoplasm. Gene Ontology annotation, biological process: xenobiotic metabolic process. The coding region runs from base 16 to 1590 and encodes 524 amino acids. The transcript has 5 exons. The record is from RefSeq and is a predicted model, not a curated record. Gene Ontology annotation, molecular function: iron ion binding; heme binding; oxidoreductase activity, acting on paired donors, with incorporation or reduction of molecular oxygen, reduced flavin or flavoprotein as one donor, and incorporation of one atom of oxygen. Lineage: Eukaryota; Metazoa; Chordata; Mammalia; Carnivora; Mustelidae.
UUCCGACCAAUAGGAAUGCGGCGGGGCAGGAGGGCGAGCCUGAUCCAAGGUGGCGGGGUUCGUAGCCCCAGCCCCGGCCGGGCUAUGUGGAACCCUCCGGGUGCUGCGGCAUGCGCCGCGGCGCUCGGAGGCGCCCUCUUCCUGCUGCUCUUCGCGCUGGGGAUCCACCAGCUGCUGAAGCAGAGGCGGCCGACUGGCUUUCCCCCCGGGCCGUCGGGGCUGCCAUUUAUCGGCAACAUCUACUCACUGGCCGCCUCCGGCGAGCUUCCCCACGUCUACAUGAGAAAGCAGAGCCAGAUAUACGGCGAGAUCUUCAGUUUAGAUCUCGGAGGUAUAUCAGCUGUGGUUUUAAAUGGCUAUGAUGUAGUAAAGGAAUGCCUUGUUCAUCAAAGUGAGAUUUUUGCAGACAGACCAUGCCUUCCUUUAUUCAUGAAGAUGACAAAAAUGGGAGGCUUGCUCAAUUCCAGAUACGGCCGAGGAUGGGUUGAUCACAGAAAAUUAGCUGUAAAUAGCUUCCGCUGUUUCGGAUAUGGCCAAAAGUCUUUUGAAUCUAAAAUCUUAGAAGAAACCAAAUUUUUUAUUGAUGUUGUUGAAACAUACAAAGGUAGACCUUUUGACUUUAAACAGUUAAUAACAAAUGCUGUUUCAAACAUAACCAAUCUGAUCAUUUUUGGAGAACGAUUCACUUAUGAAGACACUGAUUUUCAGCACAUGGUUGAGUUAUUUAGUGAAAAUGUGGAAUUGGCUGCCAGCGCCUCAGUCUUCCUGUAUAACGCCUUUCCAUGGAUCAGCAUCUUCCCUUUUGGAAGACAUCACCAGCUGUUUCGAAAUGCAGCUGUGGUCUAUGAUUUUCUCUCCAGACUUACUGAAAAAGCUUCCAUCAACAGAAAGCCUCAGUCACCUCAGCAUUUUGUCGAUGCUUAUUUAGAUGAGAUGGAUCAAGGUAAAAAUGACCCAUCAUGUACUUUCUCCAAAGGAAACCUCAUUUUUUCCGUGGGUGAACUCAUCAUUGCUGGAACUGAAACUACAACCAAUGUGCUACGGUGGGCAAUUCUUUUCAUGGCCCUUUAUCCUAACAUUCAAGGACAAGUUCAGAAAGAGAUCGAUUUAAUUAUGGGACCCACUGGGACACCUUCUUGGGAUGACAAAAGCAAAAUGCCUUAUACGGAGGCAGUUUUGCAUGAAGUUUUAAGAUUCUGCAAUAUCGUGCCAUUAGGGAUUUUCCAUGCAACCUCUGAAGAUGCAGUUGUACGUGGUUAUUCCAUUCCUAAAGGCACAACAGUAAUUACCAACCUUUAUUCUGUCCAUUUUGAUGAAAAGUACUGGAGAAACCCAGAAAUAUUCUCUCCUGAGCGGUUUCUGGACAGCAGUGGGUGUUUUGCCAAGAAGGAGGCUUUGGUUCCUUUUUCCCUAGGGAAAAGGCAUUGCCUUGGAGAGCAGCUGGCUCGGUUGGAGAUGUUCCUGUUUUUCACAGCAUUGCUCCAGCGGUUUCACGUGCAUUUCCCACACGGGCUGGUUCCCGAUCUGAAGCCCAGAUUAGGCAUGACAUUGCAACCCCAGCCCUACCUCAUCUGUGCAGAAAGACGCUGAAAGUGCAUGGACAUCUUGUGGGAGAAUGUUAUCUGGUUGCCUUUUAGCCCUGAACCUUGUUUAUCUAAUCAGUGUGUGUGUUUGGACAAAAAGUCACAGCAUCACAAAGCCAAACGAACACAGACAUGUCUUUGAAAAUAGUACUAAAGCAAUAAUAAGCAUUAGCUGUGGCUUUUUCCAAGCUUUUGUGACUUCUAAGGUGGAAUUAUCUGUGGAGGAAAACAAAGGUGCAAAUGACAGAUGUUGCUUAAGUAGGCCAGGCCAUGGAUGCCCUGAGCACCUGGUACCCCUUUUCGUUUCUUGACUCCAUCUUGCUCUUGUCCAGGGGGCUUUGCUUCCAAAUGCCAAUGCCAGUUCCCUUCAGAUAAGAUAUUAUCAUUAAUGGGUAGUGUGGUAGGAGUCCAGUUUAAUAGCGGACUAAAGAAAUUAGAACCUAAAUAAACGAGUGUGGAGUACAGAGAUAUUUUAGACAUAGUGGCAGUUAGUAGAGGAAAUAUCUAUGUAUUUAAGGAACUGCCAGUGCUUUCAAAACUUGCUCCCUAUUAUGACUGCAUAAGAAUUACCUUGUUCUUAUUACAAAUGAGGGUCCCUGUGCCCCGGGUAUUCACCCUACCACCAGUUCUAUAGAAGGAAAUUACGGUAAUGUAAUUAUAAUAAAAAAUGAUACUCCAAAAGUAAUUAUUCUUUAUAGGCACAGACAUUUUUCCUAGUACCAUUUUUUUUUCCUAAACCAUCACAGCUCUUAAAGAUGGAAUCAUUUUACCUUUUAAAGGUCUCCAGCCAUUUCCUUGGGUUACUGUUAUUUUUCUGAAGAG